AACUUUUUCUUUUUCUUCUAUUCGCUGCGAUCGUCUCCCCCCUCUCUGUGUUGUAUUCAGUUUUUGCUUGGACCGUACUCAACAACUUCACUGCAAGCUCUCCUGCAACUUUCGCAAUCUCUCCCAGGUCUUCAUGCUUUCCAAAUUCUCUAAACCCUCUAAAAGGGUUCUUGAGGGUCUUCUCGACCUCAGGAUCAGACUCCAUUUCAGUCAUCAUCCGGUCAGCUCCUCCAAUGCCCGCCCUCUUCUUCGAGAUCCAAUCAUCAGAAAUUCCUUCUCGUCUUCCUCCUUCCAAUCGAAAUUCUCUUCAAAUCCUGGUCUGUCCCAAAUCCUCUAUGCUCCCAAGGUCGCUGCUGGGAAUUCUUCCGUUGCCACUAAAUUGAAUGCCUAUCGUUCUGCUUCUAGGUUUAGAUUCUUCUCUGUUAAGACUCCAGGUUUCGGGGGUCAAAUCAAUGGUAAUUUUGCUAAGAAGGUCCUUGAUAAGCCCACUGCGGCUGUUCGUUCCGCAUUUUCGCGGUACCGCGAAGCCAUAGGGUUGCAAAUUGAGGCUUUCUUCAGGAGAAAUUAUCUAGUUCUACUCGGGUUUGGAGCAGCUUUAGUUUGUGCAUUGCUCUGGAGGAUUAUGUUCGGUGUUGCGAACACCUUUGUUGGCCUCUCUGAAGGCAUGGCCAAGUAUGGAUUUCUCGCUUUAUCUUCAGCAAUCGUUGCUUUUGCUGGCCUCUAUAUGCGUUCUAGAUUCACAAUUAAUCCUGAUAGAGUUUAUAGAAUGGCCAUGAGAAAGCUCAAUACGUCAGCAGGAAUUCUUGAGGUUAUGGGUGCCCCUCUUACAGGAUCAGACUUGAGAGCUUAUGUUAUGUCAGGAGGAGGGUUAACUCUGAAGAACUUCACGCCAAAUCGUCGGAGCAAGCGGUGCUUUCUUAUUUUUCCCAUUAGAGGCUCUGAAAGGAAGGGUCUAGUCAGUGUUGAAGUCAAAAAGAAGAAGGGCCAGUAUGAUAUGAAGCUACUGGCAGUUGACAUUCCCAUGGCAUCAGGACCCGACCAGCGGUUAUACCUGAUUGGAAACGAAGAAGAAUACAAAAUAGGUGGUGGGUUGAUUUCUGAACUAAGGGACCCUGUUGUAAAAGCCAUGGCUGCUACCAAGGAAUUUGAUGAUCUUGACCAAAUAGAGGAAAAGGAGGAUGCAGAGAGAGAACUUCAGGAGGCAGAGAAAAAGCAGCAAGAAGAGAUCGAAAAACUCGAGAAAGAACGAUAAGCUUUUCUUGUUCUUUCGAUCUUUCAAUCUUCCGUUGUCUUCAGAUCAAUUCUUUGGAGCUGUUUCGAGUUUCCAGCCUCAUCUUAGAACAAUCUAACUUGGUGUUAUUAACCCCAAAUCUGUAUCUUUUUGGAAAAUUUCAAGGUUCGCUGCGCAAGAAUUCGUUGAAUUCUGAGUUUUCAGAAGGAUCCUAGCGGGAAGUCAGUUGAAUAAAGCUUGCACAGCAUAUUGUCUUGCCUC
This is a messenger RNA of Cucurbita maxima (winter squash), 1492 nucleotides long. RefSeq lists its product as uncharacterized. NCBI's taxonomy places the organism in Eukaryota, Viridiplantae, Streptophyta, Magnoliopsida, Cucurbitales, Cucurbitaceae. Gene Ontology annotation, cellular component: intracellular membrane-bounded organelle. The record is from RefSeq and is a predicted model, not a curated record. Bases 134 to 1252 code for a protein of 372 amino acids. The transcript has 3 exons.